AUGGCGUCCAAGCGGUCGGCGGCCCACGCGCCAGGCCGAUUCGCUAAGGCAGCACGGAUACCCAAAGACCCAAGAAUUCCUAUUGGAGCCGACCCGACACGUAGUAUAUACUAUGACCCUGUAUUUAACCCGUAUGGGGCCCCACCCCCUGGUAUGCCUUACAAAGAACGACCCCGUACGCCUACAGCCGAAGAAGAACGUGCUAAGAAAAAGGCCGAUCUACCUCCGCCACGUAAAGCCCCAUCCCCUACUGAGGAAAGUCCUGAUGAUGAUGACGAUGACGAUGACGAGAUUGUCAUGCCGGCAGGUCCACCUCCACCGCAAGCGCACCUACGUCAGCGCAAAACACCAUCGCACACAACGUCACAAGCAUCUACGAUAGCAGCGCCAGUCCGCUACGAUACGCCACCGCCCGCACCGACUGAGUCUGCGUGGGACCCCUCCAACGAACCUGUCUUUGACCCUGACAACGAUGCGAACAAUACAGCGCCAGGCGUAACAGAGCCAGCUUCUUUAUCAGCUGCGCCCCAACUACGAGACUUUCAAAAGGAGACCACGAUAUUUGUACCGAUGUCGGUUCGACGGCGCCGCGAGCCACCACGGUCGUCCCAGCGUGAUUCCACGUAG
Messenger RNA from Malassezia pachydermatis, 627 nucleotides. RefSeq lists its product as hypothetical. The transcript is spliced from 3 exons. The coding region runs from base 1 to 627 and encodes 208 amino acids. The record is from RefSeq and is a predicted model, not a curated record. NCBI's taxonomy places the organism in Eukaryota, Fungi, Basidiomycota, Malasseziomycetes, Malasseziales, Malasseziaceae.